This is a messenger RNA of Bursaphelenchus xylophilus (pine wood nematode), 1708 nucleotides long. Lineage: Eukaryota; Metazoa; Nematoda; Chromadorea; Rhabditida; Aphelenchoididae. The record is from the annotation of a GenBank genome assembly.
AUGAAGAGCAUUUUUGACAAGCUCACCAACACCAAAUUGCCGACCGAGUUCGCAAAUGAAGUGGAGAUCAUUCGUGUGGGUCCUAUUUUCAGCCAAAACUCAAUGAUCCGCCAGAAAACACCAUUUUCCCCAUACAUAGUCAUAGUAUUUCAGCAACAUCGCGACAACACUAUGGAGAUGACAAAACACAUGAAGAAGAUGGUCCGACAUGCCGUUUCGCUCAAACACAGUCCCUCAUCAAAGGCGAGGAAGAACCAGCAAGCCGAUGAGUUCAAUCGAUUGAUAAAAGAGUGCGAUAAAGUCAGUCAAAAAUCCCAACUUUUUGGAGAAAUCAAAAAAUCUCGUGUUUUCGAGCUGCGCCCUGGGUUUAAAUUAGCAACUAAUUAAAAUUAACAACUUCUGAGAGCUUACCAACAUCCAGGCCUACGCUUUUGACAGUUUUUAAAACUUCAAAUGCCAUUUUCCGAGAUUUUUUGAUUUUGCGAGCUGCGCCCUAGCUUUGACAAAUUUUGAAAAGGAAACCCCUACUAUUGGCUGUGAAAACAAAGCGAUAAUCUCUACAACCGCAUUCGAAUGCAUGUAUCAUCCUAAAUUCCCAAAAUAUACCACUUUCCUAAUCGGCAACCUGCGCCCUACCAAAAUUUCAAACUUGUUCAAUUACCCUAAUUUCUUCUCUAAACCCUCUUUUCAGAGCAAGAACAUGUUCCUGGAACAGGGCUACUACUACAUUCUGGCCAAGACCUCCGAUCUCUGCUCCGUCUUGAGUAAGAUGCACCACGAAAUGGAGCAACAACAACACGACCAAGCGUACAUGCCGAUCAAGAUCUGGAUGGACGAGGAGUUCCCGCUGAUGAUCAAGGACAUGAAGCGCUGUCAGAAGGCGACAAAGGCGUUGGACAGCGCAACUACGGCCAAUGUGACCGCGCCGAGUGUGGAGCAUUCCAGGAAGAGGGAAAAGAUCCUGGAGGCGCACACCUUGCUGUUCAGGCAGUGCAAGGCCGAGUUGGAGAAGCACAAGAGGACCCCGAGACAUCAUACCCUAUGCCUUCAGACCUUUGUUCAGCACGAGGUAAACGGGAAAUUCAAUCAUCAAACUUUCUAUGUAAAGGAUCACAAAAAAUCCUUGUUUUAGAAAAAGAACCGUAUAUAGAGUGGCGGACCUCAUCCAGGGGCAAAAAAAGUAUCAUUUUGCAUCCGAGAGGUAUCAAAAACAGAGCAAAAUACCUCCCUGUCCUACUAAAAACCACUGUUUUGAAAAGCGCGUCCUUUCCCUCACAAAAAGAGCGGAAAAGGACGCGCCCUUCAAAAAUGAGUUUUUUUAGUUGGACAGGGAGGUAUUUUGCUGUGUUUUUGAUACCUCCCGGAUGCAAAAUGAUACCUUUUUUAGCCCUGGAUCAGGUCCGCCACUGUAUAUACGGUUCUUUUUCCAAAAAAAAAAACGGAUUUUUUGAGGUACUUUACAUAUAAAGUUUGAUGACCCGGUCUGUAAAUCACCCCUGCAGACCUUUUUCUUGCCAUAUAAUCCAAUUAUCACUCCUGAUUCCCACUUUUUCAGUACAAUUUUGCCAAAAGAGCCCUGGCCGAAGUCGAGAAGGCUCAAGCCGCGAUGAAGAACCUGUGUGAAAAGAAGGAGGGCGAACGUAAGAUGCAGAAAGAACAAAUGGCCAAGGAAGCGGCUGCCGGCACCGUAGCCGAGGCUAAACCCUAA